AUGGCUCCGGAAAUAGCCAAAGAAACAUGUUAUGGUCAAGAAGUGGACUGGUGGGCUUACGGUGUGCUGCUUCACGUACUACACACAAAUCGUUAUCCGUAUCCAAAUUGUGAGCUUCUGAAUGUAAAUAUCGAAAAACGAAUGAAGACAUUUGCGCAGAUGAAAUCGCAUCCUUUUUUUGACGGUAUCAACUGGGAUGAUGUUGCCCUUCGCAAGGUUAACCUUGUUCUUCUCUACUUCUUAUCGCAUUCACUUCUCAACAAAUUUUUUUACCAGUUGAGCAGUUGUCCAAGUGAAACUGAUAGCAAUGCAAGUACGUUGCACACCUCUACAGUUCAUCUUUCCUUAGUCACUCUUGAUAAUGCAGUCGGAAGAGACGAAGUGUUUGUGCUUGCCAUCAGCAGCCAUCCUCUGGCAAGGUUGCCGAUAGCUCUGUCUUUCAAGCGUUGCUUUGAAGUGAGCUGA
Gongylonema pulchrum is the source of this 465-nucleotide messenger RNA. Lineage: Eukaryota; Metazoa; Nematoda; Chromadorea; Rhabditida; Gongylonematidae. The record is from the annotation of a GenBank genome assembly.